AUGUCUCUUGCUUCUUGUUCCAAAGUUUGCAAGUAUGAUGUUAUUUUAAGUUUUAGAGGUCCAGACACGCGUAAGACCUUUGUGAGUCAUUUGUAUAAUGCGUUAGAACAACGAAGAAUUAAUGUUUUUAAAGACGAUGAGCUGUUGGAACCAGGAAAAUCAAUUCCUAAUAAACUAGUGAAUGCUAUAGAAGAGUCCAAAUUUACCAUUGUGAUAUUUUCCGAAAAGUAUGCAUCAUCAAGAUGGUGCUUGGAGGAGCUUGCACACAUCAUAAAGUGUCGAAAUGAAUUGGAUCAUAUUGUGAUCCCUAUUUUUUAUGAUGUGAGUCCAUCUGAUGUAAGCUGCCAUCAGAAUUCACCGUUCGCUGAGUCAUUUUUGCAAUACGAGGAAAUGUACAAACAUGAUUUGGAGAUGGUUCAAAGAUGGAGGGGUGCAUGUAAGCAAGCUGGGAAAAUAUCAGGAUACCAUUUACAAGAGUGCAAGUUAGCUUUCUUUCUUUUGCCCUUUUUGCUUUUCUGUCAAUACUUUGAUUUGCUGCACUUGAACUGA
Molecule: messenger RNA, 549 nt
Organism: Capsicum annuum
Lineage: Eukaryota; Viridiplantae; Streptophyta; Magnoliopsida; Solanales; Solanaceae
Product: TMV resistance protein N-like
Exons: 1
Coding region: 1-549 (182 amino acids)
Biological process (GO): signal transduction
Source: RefSeq, a predicted model, not a curated record